Molecule: messenger RNA, 1538 nt
Organism: Oryctolagus cuniculus (rabbit)
Lineage: Eukaryota; Metazoa; Chordata; Mammalia; Lagomorpha; Leporidae
Source: RefSeq, a predicted model, not a curated record
GCCUGGGCUCUGCCCCUCAAGUGCACAUCGAAGGGCCGGAGCAGGACGGGGUCCGCGUGGUGUGCAAGGCCUCGGGCUGGUUCCCGAAGCCCCAGGUGCAGUGGACAGACCUCAGCGGGAAGAAGUUCCUGGAGUUCUCUGAGGCCCAUGCCCAGGACGCAGCAGGGCUGUUCAGCGUGGAGGCGACUCUGGUGGUGCGAGACAGCUCUGCAGGGAGUGUGAGCUGCUCUGUCCUCAAUCCCAUCCUGGGCCAGGAGAAGGCGAUGGCCGUGUCCAUCCCAGAGCCCUUCUUCCCACAGGCCUCUCCCUGGAAGGCAGCUUUUGCUGGGAUCCUGACGGUGCUGGGGCUCCUGCUCUUUGGGGCUGGCUGCUUCACCAGGAGAGAGCACUCUGCAAAGCUGCAGGAGAGGCAGAAACAGGAGAAGCUGUGCCGGGCUAAGGAGGAGGUCCAGCGGGCAGAGGAGGAGGCACUGAAGGCCAGAGAUCAGAGGAAGACAGCUUACCUGGCUGGGUGUGGAGCUGAUAUCACACAAGGAACUGUAAGAGGUUGGACGGCAGCCCACAUAGCUGCAGCCAGAGGUCAGGAUGCUUGUGUGUAGGCUCUUAUGAUCAAUGGAGCAAACCCAGCAGCUCAAGAUGACCGUGGAUGCAGACCUUCACAUCCCACUGCAACUCAUGGAUGCUCUUUCACUUCACAAAUAAUGCUCCAAAGUGGAGUGGAUCCCAGGGUGACGAGGAGAGAACAGAGACCUGUAAAUGAGGCCACUCUUCAUGGGGGACUUGGCUGCUUGCAGCUUCUUGUUAAGUGGGGAUGUAGCAUAGACUCUGGGGGCCACAAUGGAAAUCUUCCAGUUCUAACAGCCCUGGAAGGCCACCUUCACUGUCUCAAAUUCCUACUCAGUGGAACGAGCAGAGGAGCACAAGCUUUGAAAGCCUUCAAGGAUAAUGGAGAAAAUGUAGCAGAGCUGGCACAGAGGUUCUUUAAGCAGAAUCUACAGUUUAUCCAGGGGACUGAGUAUGAAGGAAAUGAUGUGGAAGGUCAGGAAACCUUAGCAUUUCCAGGUCGUGUGGCUGCCCUUAAGGGUGAUGUGGAAAUGCUGAGAAAUCCAGAGGUUGGAGUAAUCCAUGUGAGUGAGUGUGAUGAUGGUGGAUCAACUGCUGAGCUUAAAGCUGCUGCACAAGGUCACACAGAUCUGCAGUGGUUCAUUACAGAGGGGCAGACAGUGACAUCACCACAAAGCAGGGGACCCAGUGAUGUGGUCACGAGGUUUGCCCAUCUGGCAGCAGUGAAGCUGUUAAAGGGGCUACAGAAGUACCAUAUAGAGGAUGUGAAUGAGAUUGAUGAGAUUUUUAUAAGACACGAUGUUGAGGGAAGCACUGAUGCCAAGGAUGACUGAUGUCUCAGGGAGUAGUAUAAAACAGAUGUCAUGAUGAGAGUGUAUAAGAAAAUUGUAGAAUAGCACCUUCUGGAAAUUGCUCUGAGUAACCGUAAAUACAUGGGACAGAUAACAGAAGAAACGUUAAAGCAGUUUAGUUGA